Molecule: messenger RNA, 1464 nt
Organism: Ctenocephalides felis (cat flea)
Lineage: Eukaryota; Metazoa; Arthropoda; Insecta; Siphonaptera; Pulicidae
Product: interleukin enhancer-binding factor 2 homolog
Exons: 1
Coding region: 139-1293 (384 amino acids)
Source: RefSeq, a predicted model, not a curated record
GUCAGAUCUCGUCAAAGACGAGGAACCUCUCUAUGAGCAGUGUAUUUAUUGAUGUGCAUUAUUCGUGAAUAACUCGAGCAAUAACAUUUAGUUUUAUAACCUUAGACGAUUGUUAAUAAUAAUUGAAGUGAUUUCACAAUGGUUCGUGGAGGAAUUCGAGGAAGGAAUAUGAGAGGCAUGGGUCGAGGAGGAUUCAAAAGCCGCACUUUCAUACCAAGACAGCCUUUUGAUUUGACUAUGUGCGAACUUGCAUUUCCCAGAGCUCAGCCCCAAGUAGACGACACUUUGUUCACACAAGCCCUAUUGAAACGAAAUACCGAUUUAACCCCAACCCCUAACGAACAAACUGCUAUUUUAAACUUAGUGACGAAGAUACAAAAUGUACUUGAUAAUCUUAUAGUAGCACCCGGCGAAUUCACUAGCUGUCAGUUAGAAGAAGUUCGUCAAGUUGGGAGCUUCAAAAAGGGUACUAUGCUGACAGGUAAUAAUGUUGCAGAUAUAGUAGUGAUUUUAAAAAGCUUACCCACAAAAGAGAUAGUAGAUGCACUGAGAAAAAAAGUAGAGGAAGACCUCAAAGCCUCAAUGAAAACUGAAGUCAUUCCUGCGAACAAUGUGAUCUCAACAGAGAAUACAGCUAGUGGUUUUAAUGUAUCAAACAAAGAAGCAGUUGUGUGCAUUAUGAUCACAACUUUACCACAAAACAUCAGGAAAGUAGAACCAGAAACCCAUUUAGAUUAUAAAGUACUUCAUAAACAUCUUUCAGCUAUACGGCAUAGCCGUUGGUUUGAAGAAAAUGCACAUCAUUCUUCAAUUAAAGUAUUGAUAAGAAUUCUCAGAGAUAUGAAGAACCGAUUUGAAGGGUUAGAUGGAUUAACACCCUGGAUGUUAGAUCUCCUAGCCCAUUUAGCAAUAAUGAAUAAUCCAAGUAGACAAGCUUUGCCUUUGAACCAAGCCUUUAGGAGGGUAUUUCAGCUGUUAUCAUCAGGAUUAUUCCUUCCUGGUUCAUCAGGAAUUUCAGAUCCUUGUGAGAGUACUCAUUUUCGUGUUCACACAGUUCUUUCAUUAGAACAACAAGAUAUGAUAUGUAUGACAGCUCAGACCUUAUUAAGAAUUUUAUCACAUGGGGGUUAUAAACAGCUUUUAGGCUUAGAAGGGGAUUCGUCAAUAGCUAAAGAAAUGACUGUAUGGAGUGGGGUAGUAGUCAGUCCAUCAGAACCAGUGUAUGAAAAACCUCCUGCAGAUAUCAAGAAAGAACCCGAUGAGAUGAUGUUGAUAUGGAGGAAGAUGGAAUGAACGAUUCUGCUGGCCAAGAACAACUUGAUGCAAUAGAUAGAUCUUUGUAAAACAUGAGAUGUUUUAUUAUAUUCAGGAACAAUUGCUAAAUAUUUUUAUUUGGUAGGUAGUACGAAAGACCUUCUUACCAAAUCUCUGUGAAGUUUAUUUCACUUUAAUUUCAUGCCUUCA